AGAAUUCUGGAAGCAGAAAUCAAGAAUGACAUGGUUUAAGGAUGGGGAUGGAAACACAAGACUCAUUCAUGCUCAGGUUAAUGGGAGGCGAAGAAGAUUACAAUUAAAGAGGAUUCAAAAUAGUGAAGGCAACUGGAUUGAGGGCAAUGACCCAAUAGUAGAGGAGGAAGUAAAGUUCUUUCAAGCUCAAUUUCAUGAAAAUAGUGUCCCUAAUGUUUUUGGGAUUAUUGACCAUGUCCCUAGCAUGGUUACUAUGGAGAACAAUCAAGACCUUGUGAGACAACCUACAAAAUCAGAAAUCAAGUAUGUUGUUUUUGGUCAAAAUGGAAAUAGUGCUGGAGGACCUGAUGGCUUCACUGAUCCAGGUACAUCUUAUCAACCUCGGUGUUAGCGCGUUGAGUGACUUGCCUAUCAGAGAUUUCAGGGUACACCUGCCGACGUCCGCAGGCCUCGGAGUCCCCUUCUAUCCUAUUCUUCCUUGUUUCUUUAUGUUUCUUGAUAGAGUGUGAUGUAUAGGACUGUUCAACAUUGUAUCUAGAGCUUGUGACUUAUACUUCACCGGGUUUUGGGAGUUGCACAUGUUGAGUUGUAGUUUUUACUUCAUACAGUUGUUGAUGUUUUGAGCUUUUAGAUUAUUAUUUCAGUUAUUCCGCAUGUUUGUUAGGCUUACCUAGUCUUAGAGAAUAGGUGCCGUCACGAUAUCCCACGGAGAAAAAUUGGGGCCAUGACAAUACAUGCACUAUCCUUUGGCAGAUCUUCAAUGUGUGGUAUUAGCACUUUGUGCUCAUUCCAUUGAAGGGAUGUCAGAGGUGGGCAAAAGUUUGAAAAGCAAGGAUCAAAAGGAGCUGCUAGGACUUCUUAUCUCUGAAAAUCAUACUUGGAAGAUAUGUACUCAUGGCCACUGCUCCUUUAGCUCAUUCAAAAUGUUUGAAGAAGUCAACAACAGUGCUACACAAUGCACAAUACCUGAAGAUACCCGCAUGAAGCACGUACUGCCCAGUUUCAACAAAUUGAGGCAUGGGUUUCCACUUGACUUUGCAGGAUGUUUGAUCUCAAUUGGAAGAGAAUACAAAGCACCUACAUCAUUUAUGAUAAAUGAGGAAGGUGCAGUUGUAUGGUUUACAUGGCUUCGUGUAAGGCUCACACGCAAAAAUUGGAUGACAAAUCGCAUGACCAACAUGGACUACAAAAUCUGGACAGAGAAUGAAACUGCUUAUACGUAUGGUUUAGGCUUCUGGAUUGUUAGACCAGGUAUUCAUCUACAUUUCAUAUAUCAAAUGAACCAAUUUGGUCGAGUGGCUAGGAGGUGCAAUUCUCCAGUAGGCAGCACGAUGACUGGACAAUUCUACAAUGCUUGGAGCACACUUUGGGAUUCAAUUUACUUCAUUAUCAUUUGGCUAGAUUUUAUUAUCCAUUUGCAUAGUUAUUCUCUUGUUCUAAAUGUAAUAUCAAUGUCGAGUA
Messenger RNA from Nicotiana tabacum (common tobacco), 1461 nucleotides. RefSeq lists its product as uncharacterized. The record is from RefSeq and is a predicted model, not a curated record. Lineage: Eukaryota; Viridiplantae; Streptophyta; Magnoliopsida; Solanales; Solanaceae.